Molecule: messenger RNA, 6113 nt
Organism: Lates calcarifer (barramundi perch)
Lineage: Eukaryota; Metazoa; Chordata; Actinopteri; Centropomidae
Product: oocyte zinc finger protein XlCOF6
Exons: 4
Coding region: 3274-5139 (621 amino acids)
Source: RefSeq, a predicted model, not a curated record
ACUGUUCCUGUUUCAGUAACGUUUGCUAAAAACUCUCUCUUUGUGAGCCUUUUCUAAAAAUUCAUCUUAAUAUUUGUGAGCUGUUUUUAAAGAUUUACAUCCUCAGUGGGCUUUAGGCUGAGUGCCACAGACAGACAUGGGUAAGGAAUUUGGAUUUUCUGACAAUAAGAUUAAUAUAGAAUAACACCAGCCUUGUCCUUUAAGUGGUCCUCGCUGUCAUAUAACACCCUCUCCAUUCAACAACAACCACGAUCUCAGGUUAAACAUCCUUAAAGGCUUGAUAAACUGUAAACCCGCACCUGGACCUGGAGUAUAUCUAAUCUUCUGGUGAAUUUAAUGUAAAGGAUGUUGAGUAAAUCUUGAGCUGUUGUGUGGAAAAGGAUCUGAGCUGAUGAAGAGAAGAAUCCUGGGUUUAGGUUUUGAAUAAGGGAAUUCAGCCCAACAAUCCUGUAUAGACUUCUUUUGUUGAGACAGUAUAUUGGAAAAAACACAACAAAAACUAUAAAACAACUAUUGCUGAAAGAAGCAAUGAGCUGGUUUAAAACAAAAUAACAAACUAAGAGAUAAAAGCAGUGGUAUUCCAGCAGCUCCUGCGUUCUGCUUGGUAAAAUUAAUGUUUUUUUAAUGGAGUUUGGUACUGAUAUAUAGUGGUAUUUCUGGUUGAACACAGAGGAUAAACACUUUGGAUAAACUGGAAUGGUUAUUUUGAUCUAACAAGAUCCAUGAACGGCUCUAAUCUACCCUCUCAUGGCUGCAUGUAGCAUUUCUUUUCUUGGAGAAGGAGAAAAAGAUAAACACCUACACUUAUUAGAGGUUUCUCUCUGAGGUUUUCUAACUUCUCUCUCUUUGUAGUGCAGAAUUUGCAGUGUUGCCAGCUGAACCUCUUCCCCUCUUAAACAACUAGAAGAUUAAACUCAAUGGCCAAAUUGUGUUUUCUUUCCCUCAGGGCUGAUGUUGACAGAUAAACUAAUAUCAUAAUGCAAAAUACAGCUCAUUGGGAACACAAAGGCUCCUGCCUGCGAGUAAUUACAAUAAAGGAAAUGCGUUUUUCUACAAGGACGUUAAAAUUCCCAAAUGCCACAUGUGCAAUCUCAUGACCGUGGACCGAGGAAACAUCUGGCCUCCCUCUUGUGCCUCCUGAGCUGACGGCAGUUCGAUCAAACACACUGGCUCAGUUCAGCAGGAACAGGAGCCUAGUCAACGCACAACAUUUCGUCACUGAUAUCAAGCAGAUGAUCUGCAGAGACGUCCCGAGGCGGAAAGUACAGCGAACAGUGGUGUAACUGGAGAUCUCGACUGAGUAUGAUUCAGCUGUUGUAUCAAUUAAGGAAGUGACUGAGUACUUGUACUUUACUUGGGUAUGAGAGAAUAUUGAGAAUAUUGUACUCCACUACAUUUAUUUGACAGCUUUAGUUACUAGUUACUUUUAAGAUAGGGAUUUUACACAAUAGAUGAUACAACAAGCUUAAAAAGAAAGAUUAAACUUGUGUCUUACAACCUUACAAAAAACUGUGUUUAGUUGGGGUCACAUUCCUGAUUACUGGCAGUUGUUAACAGCUCCAUCAAAUAGUGAUUUUCCACCUUAAAGUUGUUUAAAUGACCCAAUAUUUAACCAAAAAUUACAGAUUGGAGAAAAAGUCCAACAACUGAAAACAGAUUAGUGAGUCAGAGCUUUGUUUUUAUCUUAUUUCCUCUCCCAUUAAUCAUCUGACAACCCCUCAGAUUUAUCUACUGACCAUGUUUAUAUCAAAACUGAAAAUAAAGUAGAUCCAAACCAGUACUUUUAAUACUUGAACUACAAUUUACUGAGAAUACUAAUGCAAAUAUAAAUGUACUUUUAAUGUACUUUUACUUAUGAGUAUUUUUACAUUACAGUAUUGGUACUUUUACCUUAGUUCAACUGAAUGAAUUCAGAGUUCAGACUCAUCAGUAUGUGCUGCCCUCUACUGGUCACAGUGAGGAACUACAACUGCACAAUAUUAAUUUCUGUAUUUCGGUUUCUGUUUAAAAAAAAGAAGGAAUAAACAAAAAUGAAACAAUCAGAACCACUCUAAAAAAAAUAAGAAAAACAGGACAGAUUUGUAUGAGAAAUUAAAGACUGAAUAUUAUAAUAAAUACAUUUUUAUAUAAAUGUAUUUCCAUAAAUGUGAAUGUGCUGAAUAUAAUUUGGUUAAAAGUGGGUAUUAAAAAACGCUGUCCCUAGGGUUGCACAAAAACACAGGAGCAGAAAAUGUCCUUAAGUAGAAGACACAAGAAACCAGACAGGAUUUUAAUCCCAAUCCCUUGUCUAUAAACCACUAAAUGGUCUCGGAUCUAAAUACGUCUGAUUUACUUGUACGCAACAAAACAUCCAGACCCCUCAGGUCACCUGGGACAGGUUUACUCAGCCUUCACAGAAUCAAAAGCAAACAAGGUGAAGCAGCUUUUAGUUUCUAUUCUCCCCACCUGAGCUUCCUGAACACCUGAGGCCUGAUAAAACCAUCAGCUCAUUUAAAAUCAGGGCUUAAAACAUUAGUGUUUCCAAUAAAUUACACUGUUGUUUCAAGCCCUUUAACUGUUUAUAUGCUGGUUUUUGCUUUGCUUCUUUUAAAUGAAAUUUUAAUGUCUUCUUAAUGUUGUAUUUUUAAUGUAUUUAAUUAAUUCAUGCCUUUAUAAAACAGUUCCAACUACCUUGUAUUUAUUAUCUUUUAAAUGAAAUUUUAAUGUCUUCUUAAUGUCUUAUUUUUAAUGUAUUUAAUUAAUUCAUGCCUUUGUAAAACACUCUGAACUACCUUGUAUUUAUUAUCUUUUAAAUGAAAUUUUAAUGUCUUCUUAAUGUCUUAUUUUUAAUGUAUUUAAUUAAUUCAUGCCUUUGUAAAACACUUUGAACUGACUGGUAUUUAUUGUCUUUUAAAUGCAAUUUUAAUGUCUUCUUAAUGUCUUAUUUUUAAUGUAUUUCUCUGCCUCAGUUAAGCUUUGAAUUGGCCUACAAAUAAUAAACUUUUUUCGCCCAAAAGUAUCCCCAAUAAACUUCCUAAAAUUUCAGAGCUCGGCUAUUUAUAUGUAUUUAUUUCUCCCCCUAAAAGAAUGGCUAAAAUUUAAAAUUUAGCCACAGGAUAAUUCUGCUGUGCAGAGGCUGUGGAGGGCAGAAGUCUUCCUGAAAGUGCAACUACUCCUGAUUUAAAUCACACGAAGAAGAAGAAGAAGAACGAGGAACAACAACAACAACAUGAUAGUUCGACAACUCGCUCGGCGCAGACAGGAAGCCUUAAAAAACUGAAUUUACUCACAGACAUGUUCAGCAUGGAGACUUUCGAGAGGCAGAUUUUUGCUGUGAUGGAGACUCUGGGGGACGCGGCGGUCUCGGAGCUCGGCAGGCUUCUGGAGGAGCAUUGGGCUGAAGCCGUUAUGGCCGCCACCGUCGCCGCUCAGCAGCGCUCCGCUCCGGCUGCAGAGGCGGCUGUGAAGAGCGAGGAGGAGGAGAAAGAAGUCACUCCACCGGAGCACAGACGGCAGUCAAAUAAAGCUAUAACGAACCAGUUUGCAUUGCUCAUGGAAUCAUGGACCAAAGGUGCAGUGGAGAAAAUAUUGGUAAUGUUGAAAGAGUCAAUGAGUGAAGCUGAAGAUGGUCCGGCUGUGGAGCAGAGAGUCGAGUCGAAUGACAAGACGAAACAGACAAGCAUGAAGUCGAGAGCAGGGCGAAGGGUCAGGCCCAAGAAGCGUAAAUCAGAAUCAGCAGCCAGAAGUUCCCGUCAGAGGAGAAAGAAAAUCGAACGAGAACUCAAACCGGCAGCAGCAGCAGCAGCAGCUGACUCAGAAUCAGUGAUUAAACCUGCUGCUGUGGCUGCAAAUAAACAGAGUAAAUCUGGAUCCCGGUCUCAACCUAAAGCCUUGCCGACAGAGCCCACCUCAGAACUGACCCCUGAGCCAUCCUCCGAUGUCAGUGAGGAGGAUGUAACCCAGGAGGAUACAGACGCUUCAACGACGACAUCCAAGAUCAAGAAGAAGAAGAAGACGACAGGGCCGUUCAAGUGUUCUUCUUGUGACAAAACAUUUGCUCUGAAGUGUUUGAUGGACAGGCACUACCUGACUCAUUCCAAGCCUCACCUCUGCUCCGAGUGUGGCAAACGUUUCGCCGGUCUCCGGGGGCUCGUUGCACAUUCGAGACGUCACACCGGGGAGAAGCUUUACAAAUGCUCAGACUGCGGGACGGAGUUUGCUUACAAGUAUACCUUCGAGAGACACAUGCGUCAGCACAGCCUGAGGAAACCGAACACUCACAUGUGUGCGCUGUGCGAGAAUCAGUUCGCCGGGGCGUUGGCGCUUCAGCGGCACAGGUGUUGUGCCCUGAAGAAGACGUUUGUCUGCUCUCUUUGUCCGGAGACAUUUGAGUGCAGGAAGAGUUUGGCCGAUCACGAGAAUCUACAUUCAGGAGACAGAGAUUUUGUCUGCGAGAUGUGCGGCGAGAGCUUCUUCUCGUCCUCAUCUUUAGCCACUCACCGGGUGACUCACAUGCAAAAGGAAAACUGCUGCGACGUGCUCGGCCUCGGGUGCAGCGACUUGAGCGUCCUCAGAAAUCACCUGAGCAAACACACCGGGGAAAAACUCUUCACCUGCGAGGUUUGUGGUAAAGGCUGCAGCCACCAGAGCGCCCUGAAACACCACAUGCUAACCCACACAGGAGAGAGGCCAUACGUCUGCGAGACCUGCGGCAAACGCUGUGGCCACGCCAGCGCGCUCCAGAACCACAUGAGGAUCCACACAGGGAAGAAGCCAGGGCAGCAGCCGGUCUGCAACGUGUGUGGGAAAAAAUUCCGCUGCAUGGUCAACCUCAAAUACCACAUGAGCAUCCACACGGGGGAGAAACCCUACAGCUGUGAUCAGUGUGAUAAAAAGUUCAGCAACCCCAGCAAUCUCAAGUUGCACAUGACGAUUCACUCGGGGGAGAAGAUGUACGGCUGCAAUGUCUGCAGCAGGAGGUUCACUCAGUCCAGCAGCCUCAAGCUGCACAGGCGGAUCCACACAGGGGAAAAGCCAUAUCGCUGCAUGGUCUGUGGAAAAGGAUUCGUACACAGUGGCGACUUCAAGAAACAUCAGAAGGGGCACCUGCCAGAGGAACCAGGUGGUGGACAGUCUGACAAAACUGCAGUGAAAUCCUAAAACAUUUAAAGUUGGUGAUGUUUGCAAACACUGCGGUUAGAGCUGGGCAAUGUGAUGAUAAACACUGUGAGACAACAGAAAUUUAUUUAUCGACUCAAAGAUUUUACAAUCCUGUUUACACAGAGAUGUCUAUCACUAGUUUUAUUGGAGAAUAAUGUGAUUAUUAAUGGUUAUUUAGUUUUUUUAGUUGAGUUUUUAGGAAUGGGUACACUACAUGACCAAAAUGGGUCAUGGGUAAUGGGCUACUGUUAAAGCCUUCUCUGUUUGACUUGGACUCAAAUUCAAUUCAAUCCAAUUCAAAACAGAAGUUAUCUCAAGGCACUUUUCAUAUAGAGCAGGUCUAGUCCGUAACUGGUUGGGGUCAAACUCGUGGUGUUGCCAGUCUGCUGACCAAGAUGUGGCAAGAAUUUACAGCACUAUGAUUGGCCAAUCAGAUCAAAAGUACUCUACUUGUACAGACGAGUGGAGGGAAAAACCAACAUAAAGUGUUUUAGUCAGGUGUUGUUCCAACCUGAACUUCCUCUCUAAGUCUUUGGGGCUCCACUGGAGGGACGGAGUAUCAUUCUACCUAAAGAUUUUCUCUCACUUGGUGUUUUAGACAUUAUUCAAAAAUCUCCACAGGAGUUCAGUUGGUUUUAGAUCUGGAGACUGUGAAGGCCAUUAGUGUUGGGUUGAUUAAACCUUGUUGAAGCAUUGAGGCUUUCAAGCCAACUGUGUUUAUUCAUUUAUUUUGUCACCCAUCUAUAUGUAGUGAACAUAGUAUAUAUCAUGAUAUAACGCAUACUAUCCACAGCCAACUGGAGACUUACAUUUAACCAAAUUAUUAUUAACACAUUCUGUUAUUAAAAAAAAGACAAAUGUUCAAGUAAUUAGCUUUUCCCAGAAAAAAAGUUCUGUACAAUAUUUUUAAAAAUUAACAAAUAGGUUAAUGGCUGCCUUCAAAUAUUAAUAAAGUUGACUUCUCAAAAGUUCAA